Molecule: messenger RNA, 1563 nt
Organism: Dichomitus squalens LYAD-421 SS1
Lineage: Eukaryota; Fungi; Basidiomycota; Agaricomycetes; Polyporales; Polyporaceae
Exons: 2
Coding region: 1-1563 (520 amino acids)
Source: RefSeq, a predicted model, not a curated record
AUGCAGGCCCGGAGCAGUGGUCCGACCAUUCCACUUUCUCUGAGUGUACCCCCUGGGCUCGCCAGGGGAAGUCCCUCUACGAGCAGUAGCAGCGGAUCGACGAUUAGUGACGCUGCGGUCCUCACUCCGACGGAUGACUUCGAUGGCGAUGAGUUUCCACGUGUCGGCAUGGUCAGCGAGAACGUCCAAAGUGCGCUCGAGGCUUUGACUCUGAACGGCGGAGUUGAUGACGAAGAUGAGGAUGUGUACUACACUGUGGCUGACAGCGAAACCCUAGCGGGCGACGCCCUAGAGGCGAAAUACGCGACUAUCCUCGACAAGGAGGUGGAGGUGCGGUCACUCUGGAACGACUACGUCCCACCUGACGACGGCCUCGACGAGGACGACGAUGAAGAAGACGACGAAGGCAUAAAGAAGGCUGCCGCGAAGAAUCCCGAGCUCUGCAAAGUGCACCACAUCGUCUGCAAGAAGGGCAUCUGCCGUGACUACGCGAUCCAGCUCGCCCAGAAGCGCAAGCGCGACCGCCUGGAGGAGAUCCGCAAGGAGCGCGAGAAGGCGGCCGCAAAGCGCGAGAAGAAGAACGCAAGGCAGAACUUGUCCGGCACGAGCACUCCCAUGUCCGCGUCCGGGACUGCGAGCGGCGCGACGAGCCCAUCGGGCGCGCGUUCGCCCCCGCCGCACUUGCGCGCUGGAGCCCCACGCCAGCUCCCCCCGCACCUCAAACCUGGUGCGUCUGCUGCCGCCAUGCCCAGGUCCACGCCCGUCUCGCCUGUUGUAGAACAUGGCCGUGACGGACGAGUCACCCCGACGCCUUCGCGCCGACAAGACGACGAUGACGAUUCGCACUCGGUCGCGCCCUCGAGCGUCGGCUGGGGAAUCAUGUCCGACACGCCCUGGGGCCCCGAGGUGAAGCAGAAGGGGAACGACUGGGGGGUAACUCCGGUGAAGGCAGCUCCUCGCCGCAACCCCGCCCCUGUGUCGAACGUCAACGCUGCCGCGAGCAAUACGAAAGCAUGGGGCGCAUGGGGCAAGGCGCCGUCGAUCUCCGCGUCAUCUGUGCGGCGGAACAACGGUGGCUGGUCGAUUGGCUCGCGCACUGAGACUGGUGACGGUGACGAUGACUGGCCGACUGCUGGCCAAGUGAAGUCUGCCGCCCCGGCGCGCGCACCCGAUAGCCCCUGCCCUACCCGCGAAUUUGGCGCGUGGGGCAAGGCCCCAUCCAUCUCUGCGUCGUCGGUACGUCGGAACCACGACAGUUGGUCUAACAGCGGCCGGAGCAUCAGCGACAACGGGGAAACUCGGUCCGUCGCGGCGAGCGAGGGUGCUGGUUGGGGUGCAAACGCUGGCGUCAAUGCCGACGCCAACACUGACGGGCCGUGGGGUAGCACAGACGCGGUCAAGGCUGCGAGGGCAACGAGGGUAGCGGGGAGCAACGUCGACGGGAGGAAGAAGACAUGGGCGGAGUUGGUGGACGACGAGUUGGACGGGCUCGAUGGGCGGUCUGUCGCUGCGAGCACAGAGAGCGGCCAGACGUGGGGGAACGUUAGUGCGGGCCCGUGGUGA